AUGCGCUUGGAGUUGUUGGUUGUGUUAUUGGUGGGGCUGGCUGCACUUUCGCCGUCAUGUUCUACAUGCUGUAAUACUGAACCACCCAGAUGCAAUACCGAACCACCCAGAUGCAAUACCGAACCACCCAGAUGCAAUACCGAACCACCCAGAUGCAAUACCGAACCACCCACAUGCAAUACCGAACCACCCACAUGCAAUACCGAACCACCCACAUGCAACACCGAACCACCCACAUGCAACACCGAACCACCCACAUGCAAUACCGAACCACCCACAUGUAAUACCGAACCACCCACAUGCAACACCGAACCACCCACAUGCAACACCGAACCACCCACAUGCAACACCGAACCACCCACAUGUAAUACCGAACCACCCACAUGCAACACCGAACCACCCACAUGCAACACCGAACCACCCACAUGCAACACCGAACCACCCACAUGCAAUACCGAACCACCCACAUGCAACACCGAACCACCCACAUAGCAUACUCCUAAAUCGCAUUGUACGAAACGCAUCAAGCGACGGCGCACAAAAAGAACCAAGCGUCGUCGAUCGAAAUCCAGCAAAAAGAUAGUACAUCAUCAUCACCGUCCGGGAACGAAACCAGCACCGGGAUGUGGCUGUGGAUCGAAGAAUGAGUCGGGAGGUGGAGGAAGCGGGUGUAUUUUGAAGGACCUGCUAACACCGAAGUGCCCCAAUUCCGAGCCGAAGCCUCAAGCCCCGUGCAAGCCUGUACCCAAGUGUAAGCCCGAACCGAAACCAAAAGCCCCACCGAAAACUCCGUGCGAUACACCCAAGAAGAACCCCAACAAGAAACCACGGAAGACCCAGCCACAAAACGGUGGUUGCUAAGCAGCAAACUUGUUCCAAAUACCGUUGAAUAUGAAUAAAAUCGUUACCUUUUUUUUGAACAUUA
Drosophila mauritiana is the source of this 925-nucleotide messenger RNA. It is a transcript of the gene Sgs4, whose product is annotated as salivary glue protein Sgs-4. Lineage: Eukaryota; Metazoa; Arthropoda; Insecta; Diptera; Drosophilidae. The record is from RefSeq and is a predicted model, not a curated record. The transcript is spliced from 2 exons.